AUAUUUUGGUUUUGGCGGUGGAGAGCAGAGAUUGUUGCGGCGGUGGCGUACGUUUCCAUGCAAAGGCUUUCAGAAUGAAAAGUAAUACUGGGAAAUUGGCAAGUGGAUAAAGGCUGCUGUCAAGUCGGAGAAUCCCAAUCCAUUUGGAACCCCAUUCAAUCAAAAUAUAGAAAAAUAUAUAUAACAAUAUAUAUAUAUAUGGUGGAAAUCAAACACGAUUAAGCGGGACGAGACAAAAAAGAGCUCCCUUGACUCUUACUCCGCCCAUUUCAUUUCCACGUUGAUCUUCCCACGUCAAUCGCCGUUUCCGCCAGUCUUGGAUAAGCGUGAUUUCUGCUCUUGCUUCUACUUUGCUUGUUGAUCUGGGGUGUUUGUUAAUCCAAGCAUCUGAGUUUUGGCAUUCUGUAGCAGUAUGGUUGGGUCCGGUGAAGAUGAUGAUACAUGGACUAAACCUGUGGGAAGGUGCUCUGUGGUCUUUUAUGGCGUUGGGCACAUGCUCAAUGACAUUACCUCUGCCUGUUGGUUCACGUACCUCUUGGUAUUUCUGACAGAUAUCGGCUUGUCUCCAAGCAAUGCUGCGGCUGUCAUGCUCUCGGGUCAGAUAGCUGACGGAUUGACAACAAUAUUUGCUGGUGAACUGAUUGAUAGAUUUGGACAUUUUAAAAUAUGGCAUGCUGCGGGAUCUCUCUUGGUUGCCGUCUCAUUUUCAUCAGUUUUUGGUGGUUGCUUGCCUUGCAAAAUUUUUGGUUCUAAUUCAUCUCUUCUGGAAACUAUUGGGUAUAGCAUGUUUGCUGCAAUAUUCAAUGUGGGCUGGGCUGCUACUCAAGUAUCACACAUGUCAAUGGUGAAUUGCAUUACACUGAAUUCAACAAGCAGAGUAGUAUUAGCUAGCUGUCGCAAUGCCUUUACAAUGGUUGCUAACCUUAGCUUGUACGGGGUUGCUUUUGUUGUCUUUAACAUGAAAGCAUCUGGGAGUAUAGAUGCUGUCGAGAAUCAGUACCGCUGGAUAGCAUAUAUAUCAAUUUUCAUUGGAUGCUGCUUUGUCAUCAUGUUUCUUCUGGGAACUAAAGAGCCAAGAUUGAAACUAGAAGCUCAUGUUAAUGGUUAUGAUAGAAUUUGUUGGAGUUAUUGGUUUAAGAAAAUUCUUUAUUACCAAGUUGCUCUUGUUUAUGUUCUCACUAGACUUGUCACUAACGUAUCACAGUCAUUCCUAGCUUUCUACGUCAUCAAUGAGCUACGCAUGAGUGACUCUGCAAAAGCUUUGGUCCCUGCCAUCAUCUAUGUCUCGAGCUUCGUUGUUUCUGUCAUGCUACAGGAGCUAACUUGGACCAGCCAACGGAUAAAAGCCUUCUAUUCUGUCGGAGGCAUCCUUUGGAUAUUUUGUGGCAUAGUAAUACUGUUGCUGCCGAGAAACAUGAAUGUUUUUAUGUACAUCUUGUCGGUGGUGAUUGGCAUCGCAAAUGCCCUGAUAAUGGUAACUGGUGUAAGCAUGCAAAGUGUUCUAGUCGGUGAAGAUCUUAAUGGCUGUGCUUUUGUGUAUGGAUCGUUGAGUUUCUUGGACAAAAUAUCGUGUGGGGUGGCACUAUUCAUUCUCGAGUCCUAUGAAGAUUCUACUCCAGCGCUAGGCGACUGUAGCCCCUUUUACGCUGGUUUCUCCAUAACGCGAUAUGCCCUCGGCCUUGUUCCGGCAGUCUGUGCGCUCAUCGGCGUCAUAGUCACCUGCUCCAUGAAACUCCAUACACGCACCUUGAAGCCUCUAACCGAGCCCCUUCUAGCAUAGCACAUAAAACGCCAAAUCCAGAUUUGCAAAAUCGGUUAAUUUGGUUUAAACCGAACUGAAUUAACCGAACGAACACUCCUACGAAGCUGUGUUAUGUGUACAGCCAUGUUACAGAAGAAAAGAUUCAUAUUGUUGUUGUUAAUGGAAGUUGACAGGUAAAGCUGUUGUACCAGGACAAGUGGCUCAAACUCUGCCACUCAUAGGAAAUUAUUGCUGUACAAACUUGAUUAUGUAUCAUGAUGUACCCCCCCCCCCCCACCCCCCCAAAUGUUGUAUAUAAUGUCAUAAUCCAAUUAUUCAAUGAGUAACUGCAAAGGAAAUGUUGACAUUACCAAACAACUUAGGUGGACUAUGGACUGUGACUUCAGUUCUUUGAGA
Ipomoea triloba (trilobed morning glory) is the source of this 2158-nucleotide messenger RNA. RefSeq names its product major facilitator superfamily domain-containing protein 12. NCBI's taxonomy places the organism in Eukaryota, Viridiplantae, Streptophyta, Magnoliopsida, Solanales, Convolvulaceae. Gene Ontology annotation, cellular component: membrane. Gene Ontology annotation, biological process: carbohydrate transport. The transcript has 13 exons. Gene Ontology annotation, molecular function: symporter activity. The record is from RefSeq and is a predicted model, not a curated record. The coding region runs from base 413 to 1780 and encodes 455 amino acids.